AUGGUGCACUCCCAACGCAUCUCCGGCGUGACGGCGUCGCGUCAGCCUCGCGAAUUUCCAUCCACCGGAUUCGAAGUAAUACGUUCAGAUCAACAAAUUGAAGAAGAGCGGCUACCCUUUUACAGACGGAGUGACUACUAUCCAAUGCGGCUCGGUGAGGUCAUCCGUGACCGUUAUCAGGUCGUUGCAAAGCUCGGUUAUGGCACGAGUUCCACCGUCUGGCUUUCUCGUGACCUUCAAGAGAAUUCAUACUGGGUCCUCAAGGUAUAUAUUAAUACCUUGAAGCAAAACCAAGAAUUGAGAGUUUACAAGCAUUUGGCGGAGAUGAGGUCAGAUCUUGCAGAUGAACCUGGCCUCGAAAAUGUCCGCCAAAUUAACGAAUCAUUCCCGAUACAAGGGCCGAGUGGUGUCCACGAAGUACUCGUCAUGAAACCUCUAGGGAUGAGUAUGAGAACGCUUCAGAAUAUGCAGAAAAAGAAAACUUUUCACCAGGAUAUUGUUGCCAGAGCGGUGGAGCAAGUACUACUCGGGAUAAACUUCCUGCACGAGGCCAACGUGAUUCACACCGAUUUGCAUUCAGAUAACCUGCUAAUCGCUUUAACGAGUGACAACAUUCUUUCAAAGGUGGAAGACAAUGAGAUUUAUAAGCCAUCUCCACGAAAACGAAUAGGCGAUACUAUCAUAUAUGUCUCUCAAUAUGUGCUGGGAGGUGCAGGCGCGCUUACCAUCAGUGACUUCGGCCAAGCACGCAUAGGCAAGGAGCAAAGCGGAAAUGCAAUGCCGGUGCCGUAUCGAGCGCCUGAGGUUAUUCUUGGCAUGCCGUGGGGUCCUUCUGUGGAUAAUUGGAGUGUUGGGCUUCUGGCCUGGGACCUUCUGGAGAAGGAGCCCCUGUUCCGAGUGUACAACCAUGAAUCCGAAGAGCAAAAUAAUGCAUGCCACCUUGCAGCGAUGACUGCCCUUUUAGGCUCACCACCACCUGAAUUUCUAAAGAGAACUGUCAAAUCUCGAAAAUAUUGGGAUGAAGAUGGUGAGCACUCUACUACACAUAACCCCGUCCAGUUCUAG
Metarhizium robertsii ARSEF 23 is the source of this 1065-nucleotide messenger RNA. RefSeq names its product Protein kinase-like protein. Gene Ontology annotation, biological process: regulation of mRNA processing; spliceosomal complex assembly; protein phosphorylation. The transcript is spliced from 4 exons. NCBI's taxonomy places the organism in Eukaryota, Fungi, Ascomycota, Sordariomycetes, Hypocreales, Clavicipitaceae. The coding region runs from base 1 to 1065 and encodes 354 amino acids. The record is from RefSeq and is a predicted model, not a curated record. Gene Ontology annotation, molecular function: ATP binding; protein kinase activity.